Babesia bovis T2Bo is the source of this 1447-nucleotide messenger RNA. Its product is annotated as cAMP-dependent protein kinase catalytic subunit. The record is from RefSeq and is a predicted model, not a curated record. Gene Ontology annotation, cellular component: nucleus; cAMP-dependent protein kinase complex. Gene Ontology annotation, molecular function: cAMP-dependent protein kinase activity; ATP binding. Lineage: Eukaryota; Apicomplexa; Aconoidasida; Piroplasmida; Babesiidae. Gene Ontology annotation, biological process: peptidyl-serine phosphorylation. The transcript has a single exon. Bases 194 to 1444 code for a protein of 416 amino acids.
AUUGUAGAGGUUUAGCUUCAAGUAAAAAUAUCUAAAUGUGAACUAAAAGACCGAUGCUGGACAAACCAGAAGUAUGUUACGUAUAGUUCAUUGAUGGAACUACGAUACCAGGGUAAAAUAUAGCGUUAUGUAUGGUGGUGUCAUUGCCAUGCUUUUAUAAGACGGAUGGCGGAAAUGCCAUAACAUAUGUAAAAUGGGCGUCACGUAUUCCAUUACCAAUGGCAUCGAUACAGGCAUGGGCGCUUAUGAAAACAAAAAUCAUGUAAACAAGGAGACAUCUUACAGCGUUGUCCAAUCAACAAGAAGGUUACCUCAACCACAGACUGCUCCGAGGAUUUCGAGGUUUAUGGCUCGGUGCAACAAUAUCGCAAAGCACAUGAUUUGUACAAACGAUUCUAUGGCCUCAGAUGUACGUUAUAAGGCAUGGACAGAAUCAGAUACAAUAAGCGACGGUACUAUGGAAAUAAUACCAUCGCUACCUGAGAAACUGGACAUUUCAAAUUUUGAUAUAGGACCAAUAGUAGGAACUGGGUCAUAUGCUACAGUGUGCAUUGCGACUCUCAAUACUGGUCCGAAGUCUCAGCGUGCAACCUUCGCACUAAAGAUUUUGCAUAAAACAAAAGUCAUCGCUGAACGACAGGUAAUGCAUCUACGUAAUGAGAGACACAUUUUGUCAACCGUCAGACAUCCUUUCAUAGUAAAUUAUGUGAAGAGUUUUCAAGACGAUAUAAAUGUCUAUAUAUUGUUAGAAUAUGUUUCUGGAGGAGAAUUAUUCAGUUACAUAUAUAAAUAUGGAGCCCUAGGGCACACCGUUGCUCGAUUCUAUACUGCACAAGCGAUAUUAGCUAUUGAUUUUUUACACUUCAAGGGUAUAGUGUAUCGUGAUUUAAAGCCUGAAAAUAUGCUACUUGAUCAGGACGGCCAUAUACGUCUAGUUGACUUUGGAUUUGCCAAGGAGGUAAAGCACAAAACAUACACGGUAUGUGGUACUCAUGACUAUCUUGCUCCUGAAAUAUUCCUACGUUGUGGACACGGUAUAGAAGCAGAUUGGUGGUCACUAGGUGUAUUAGUAUACGAAAUUUUGACGGGUGUUCCUCCAUUUCAUGCUUCCGACCCUAGUGCAACUUAUGACUUAGCGUUGGCGAACCACAUUCGGUUUCCGCUGUCUGUGAGGGUUGAGGUCAAGGACUUCAUACGUCGUUUGCUAGUGGUGAACCCGCGAAAGCGUCUUGGUGGUAGUAACAGCUCCGAGCUGUACUCCCACAGGUUCUUCGCGGGUAUGGAUUGGAUGAAAUUGCUCAGUAAGCAGUUGAAGCCUCCUAUAGUACCACGUGUAUCUGGUUUAUCAGACACUACUAACUAUAUGCAGUAUCCAGAUGACUGGCGUGCGCAUGAUGCGCGUAUAACGAGGUCACAACAAGAUGAAUACUUUAGCGACUUUUAGUGU